AUGCCUCCAAAGUCAUCAAGCAAAAAGACGAACAGCAAAAAUUCUUCAUCAACAACGGCAAAGAAAUCUAAAAAGAGAACCUCCUCAGAGAACGAUGAGGAAAAUGGUUACAAGAGUACCUCCAAUAACAGUAGUAAAUAUUUGGAAGACCAAGAUGAUAGUAAUAUUAUUGACGAAUAUGAAGAAAUAUCGGAAUCGGAAGAAACAACAAAAUCAUCAUCACAACCAACAAAACUUGCAAGUCAACCACCAACAGUGACAGAAACUAAAAUUAAGAAAGAAAUAGAACCAUCAAGAAAAAAAACCAAAUUAAACGAUGAGACAACUGCAAAAAUCGAAGAAAAUUCAGAUCCAACAAUGUACAAGAUUGUGGAUGCCCACACUGGAAAAACAAAACUUGUUGGGCCUAAAUCUAAAAUUUCAAGUGUGAAUCAAUUGAAACAUUACAUUUGUGAGAUUUUUAAAUUAAAAUCUGUGAAUGAAAUUGAAUCUAUUAGAAAUUUGGAUGAUAAGGAUGUAAAGGAUGCCGAUUUAGAUGCAUCUCAAAUUGGAAAAUCUAAGGCAAACACCAACGAAGUUAUCAUAUUAGACGACAUUAAUCAAAGUGCUCAUUCGACAAGAAACUUACCACCCACUUCGAGUCAUGGGUGUUUUAUAUUGACAUUGAAAAAUGGCCAAAAUACUUCUGAAUCAUCUUCUAAAGUUAAGGCUAAUUUACAAUUGACUGUAGAUAUUGUACCUCAUGUAAAUAUUUUAAUUCACGGAGGAGAUGAAUAUGACUUCAUUACCGCUCUUGCUGAAAUUUUGGACAAUUCUAUUCAAAACACUGUCCUCAACAAGAAUGAAAGGCUUAUCGAAAUUCGAUUUGAAAAGCCUACACAGAGUAAUGAACUUACAAGCAAGCUCCAUAUUUGGGAUAAUGGAAGAGGAAUGAAUUUUAAAACCUUAGUCAAUUGGGCUACUCUUGGUAUUACUGAAGCCCCAGUUGAUGAUUCCAAGUUGCCAACAAGAGAAAAGGCACCACUCCGCAGAAGGUUUUUUGAUAAAUUUGUUACGUCAGACUUUUCCAGGUAUGGUGUAGGUUCCAAGAAGGCCAUUUUCAACUUGGGAGAUGAAGUCACUCUUGUCUCAAAACCAAAAGAUUCAAGAUUUGUUUAUGAAGUUUCCCUUUCAAGGCAAAAGUUGGAGCAAGAUUUUACUUCAGGAAAAGACAAACAAUGGAAAGCCAAUUGUAUUUCUAGACCUCCAACUGAUACAGAAAAACAAUGGGAAAGCUUUACUCACUUUACAAUUUCGGACAUUAAGAAGGUCUAUGUCGAUAGAUAUGAUCCAGCAAUUAUCAAGAAGCGUUUAGGCCACAUCUAUCACUAUUAUAUACAUGGAACUGAUGGUAAUAAGGAAGGAAGAGAUAUUAUUGAAGAUCCUGAUGAAAAUGAUAACAUGAGUGAUAUUGAUGAUCUUUCCGAAGGAGAGGAGGAAGAAAUGCCACCAAUCAAGUCUCAAAAGAAAACAAAGAUGCCCUCAAUUGAUGAAGACGAUUUAUGGCAAUUAAAGCAACCUAAAAAUGUCAUAAUGAAAGUAGAUGGCACAGCCAUAUCGAAUGAAGACAAGGACAUGGAAACAUUAUAUCUUCAGGAGGGAAAGUCACCGUUCACUUUUGAAAUCAAACUCAGUGUCAAAAAUGGAGAAAAUUUGAACGCGCCUGAAAUGACCCUGCCAACAUCAUCCCAAUAUGGAGUGUCGAUAAUUAAUAGCACAGUGAGAGGAAUAAUUUAUUACUAUCCUUUCAAACAAGGAAGAGAAACUCUUCCAAUACCAGAAGAAUUAUAUUUGGAAGGAGGAAAAUAUAUUCCUACUGACCAAGAAGUACCUCUGAGCGAAAGAAAUCCUGGAUUUGAAUGCUUUUGGAAUGGUAGACUGUUAGCUAAUGAAAAAAUCAAAAAUUUACCUUUUAUGGAGAAGGAAAGAAGUAAUAGGGAUAUUCCAGAAAAUUGCUAUAGAAGAAUUAAGGGAAUGCUCUUUUUUGAUUCUAAUUUUGAAGUAUCGGCCAACAAAAUGUACCUUUGCAAACAAACAGCACUCUGUCAAGCACUUUUAAAUUACAGCGAAAGAAACUUGACACAGAGGUAUAGAAAAUGGAUUAAGGAAUGCCACAAAAAAUUAGAUGAAGAAAUAAUUUUUGACGAAUGUGAUUUCGAAAGAACUCAAAAAGAAGGAAAGGGUAUGAAAACAUUCUACAAAAAGAUCAAAUACGGACAAACAAAUUAUUCCAUUGGAGAUUAUCUAGUCAUGAAAACUAGACCUAAAAUUAUUGGAACUCUUGUUGAUAUGUUUAGGGACAUGUCAUCAGAAGAAUACUCUGUAACUAUUGUAGUUAAGGAAUGGUCACCUGAAAAGGAGUCAGAUGAUUCAAAGAAUGGACAGUGCUUUCCAAUAUCAAAAGUACAAAACCUUCUCACCAAGCAAGAGUUUAAAGCUGAAGUCAGCAAAAUGAAAAAUAAGCUACCGAGCUAUAUAGAUGUUGUAGAUACACCAAAUGUUACUGCAAGAGAGAGAAGACCACCACCUGACGCUGUUACAGCUGGAUAUUCUCUCAAAUACCUGUCGGCUUGUAUAAUGACAGGAGAUCACAAGGUUGUGACAAACCAACUCUACCCAGUUACUUUGACCAUAACCUAUGAAGGUGAUAAUGAAGAAGAACAAAAACUUAAUGAGUCACUCACUUCAACAAAGGCUUUUAAAAAAGGAGUGCAUUGCUUCAAGCCUUACAAGCUGAAGCCAGAAUUUACAUCUGUGGGUACUUAUAUUUUGGAAUUAUCCUCUUCUGAGGACAGUGGAAUCAAAGCAAAGGUGGUAAAAAUUGAUGUAACUGCUGCGGCGCCAUCCACUCUGUCACUUUCCAACAAUUUACCAAAAGUUAAAGGUGCCAAAUCUCUUUUAGAUAAGAGUCAACUCAAGGAUUCCCUUUUAACCUUUAUUGACAAACCAUUCCCCACACUAAUCAUUGAACAACAAGACACGUAUGGUAAUGUUGUUCCUUUCAAAGAGACAACUUGUAACAUUACGGAAGAACUUAAAAUUACAACAACUGAUGAUACCGUAGAACUAUCCUCAUUUAAGGCCUCCUUCAACAAUAGCAAUCAAAUAGAAAUUACUGAGCUUGUUGUUAAAAGUGCUCCAUUAGGUUCCAACAAGUUUGUAAAAACAAAAUUAGUGAUAGCAUUUGGUCUAAUUAUGCAACCUCUUGAAAUUGAUAUGGUGAUAUUUGCUGGAGCCGUUCACACUAUUCAACUUUCUGAAGAUGCAGCUACUGCCUUGUCAGGAAACUCUGUAAAGAAAAUUCUACCAGAUAUUGAGGCCAAAUUACUGGAUGAGAAAAAUAAUCAAAUCUACAUUCCAUGUUUUUAUGAUGGUGAAGAUGACUUUACCCCUCUCACCAUAACCGUAAAAGGAGAAUGUUUGAAAGAAGAAGCUUCUGGUACCUUUAAUACUGAAACUGGUUAUUUCCAAUUCAAAAAUAUAGCUAUAGGAAGCUCUCAAAGUAGUUCUCAACGAAAAGAGGCAUAUAUAACACUAAGUUACCAAGAUAUUUGCAUUGAUGUUCCACUUACUAUUGAAUCAGCUUCAGUUGCAAAACCUUCUUCAUUUAACCUCCUAACUAGAACCACUGAGGAAAAGAAUAUGAUCAAGGAGAGAUCUGCACUUAAAGUAACAGUGAAUGCAAUAGUCAGUUCAGAACUAGUUGGAUGGAAUUUGGAAUUAUGCAAUGAAAUGUACGAAAGGAUAGAGAUUGAUGCAUACGCCAGAGCUUCAUGGUGUAAAGCCAAUCUUUUAGAAGUUAAAAAAGGUAUUUGCGAAUUACCAACUCUAGUAGUUCCACAAAUUUUUAAAACUACUAAAUAUUUUGUCGAUAUACUCUCCAAAGCAGCAGGAGAUUCCGUACAGAACGAUGAUGAUAUUGACACAGAUAUGAUAAUAGCAAACUUUACCAUUAAUUUACGUGUCAUAACAGGGCCUCCAUGCAUAUUUAAAAUAGAGAGAAAGUCAAUACCUGAAAAACUUAAAUGUGAACAAAAGUUCAGUGUUAAGUUCAGUAUUAUGGAUGCAUUUGGAAAUAGGAUGGAUAACGAGAGUAAUGAAAAUUAUCCAGAACUUGAGAAUAUUGAACCUUCAAUUGAAAUAGUUUCUCAAUUGAAUGGUGAAGCAGAAAGUAUUGAAAUUUGUGAUUUCGACAAACUACGACUCCUAACAGGAUUGGAUGACCAUGAACACUUUAAAUUUUUUAAAUAUAAUGAUGUAAGCUUGAUAGGCCCUUCUGGAGAAUUCCAUUUGAAGAUUAUUGACAAGGGAGGUAAAAUCAAAGAGGGUAAAAUUGAAAAUAUUCUCCUUGAACCAGGACCACCAGUGUCUUUGAGAGUUAAUGACAUGAUAGGAGAGGUAGUAUUCGAUGUUGAAAAUUAUAAUCUUACUCCAUCAUUUUACAUUACAACACACGAUAAGUUUGGUAACGUAAUACAUCAACAUGGAAACUUUGAGAUUGAACCUCCAGAGACUGAUAUUGAAAUUAUCCAAUAUCAAGGAGAAGUCAAUCAGUCCAUCGAUUUACAAAUUGAAAAUGGAAGAGCCUAUAUGCCACAAUUUUGGGUUAAAGGUACAGAGGGAAGACAUACUUUCUGGAUUGAAUACGAGUUAACAAAGGCAAACAAGACUUGCUUUAUUGUAAAUAUUAUCAAGAGCUCCCAUCCAGCAGAACUCAAGGUUACCAAUAAGACAACAAAUCUUGUGGUGGGAGACUUUUUAGACCCUUUUGAAGUUGUAGUUUUGGGAGAAAGUGGAAAACCUGUUAAGGCUCCAAAUUCAAUCAUUAUGGAAGUAGCAAACCCUCAAGGAGGAGAUAAAAGGCAAUUCAUAUCAUGCCCAUCUGCUUCCAAGAGUUUAACAUAUACAUUCGCAAAUAGUGAAAAAGAAUUUACUAAAUCCGGAGUUUACAGAUAUAGAUUUACUUUGGACAUUUCUUCAUUGCCAUAUGUUCCAAUUCUUGGACUGAAUGGGAGUAUAAACACUACUCUAGAUAUUGCUGUCUCCCCUGGAGAUCCGGAAGCUUUGGAAAUAGAAAAUGAUAAAUUCCAGCUUCCUGUAGUUACCAAUAUGGGAGAAAAUAUUGAUGCAAGAUCAUUCUGGGAAGAACUUUCACUCAAAGUGAUAGACAAGUAUUCCAAUACUGUGAUUGCCGAUGAUAAAAUUAAAAAGGUCACUCUUUCCAUUCAACCAACAGAAGAUAGCAUGGACAGUGAACUUCCUGAGCUAGAAGGGGAUUUAGUAGCUAAAUUUGAGAAUGGUCGUGCCAAGUUUUCAAGAGUUAGCAUAAAGGAGGGAUCAGGUGAAACUGGUUUGUAUAAGCUAGUUUUUACAACUAAAAAUCUUCCACCAAAAGAGUUAGAAUUUGGAUUUACUGAUAACAGUGCUAUUCAACAAAUUGAGAAGGAACUCCAAGAGAAGAAACAAAAUUGUCUCAGUGAACUAGAUUAUCUGAAGAAGGAAAUUAAGAAAGCCGAGCAAAAUCACCAAGAGAAUGAAUUCAAGCUUAGUAAUUUCAGAUCCACAAUGAAUGAUAUACUGAAAACAAUCAAAGAAUAUGAAUUGAACUUCGAAAAUGAUAUGCCAAAUAUGGAAAAUGCUGACAAACUAUUGAAUAUUCUUAAAAAGAAGUUAGAGAUCAAGACACAGAACAGUAGAAAACAAAAAGAGUGCAAUGUUGGCCUUGCGGAAAACAAGGCCUUGCAGAAAGUAAAACAACUCCAAAAGGAAACAGAUAGUGGAAUUGUGGGAAUUCUUGGAGAGCUAGGUUAUAUAGAUAAUGAAAAGCACAAUGACACAAUUUCUAGGUUCUUGGGAGAUAAGAUGCAAUGUAUUGUUGUACAAGAUUCUAAUGGUAUGGAAAAAGUGAGACGACUCCUAGAAAAUUUCCCUCACAAGAUACCAGUUUUACCCCUCGAUAAUAUCCAGAAAUGUUCAAAAGGUAUGGAUAAUGAAGGUAGAUUGAGAUUGGAUCCAAUUGACGCAGAUGGAUUUGUUGGCUAUUCUGUAAAUCUGAUAGAAAUAGACAUUAGACGAGAAAUGAUUAGACAUGCAUUUUGGAAUUUAUUAGGUAGUAGUUUAGUUUUUGAAACAUUCCUUACUGGUUUGGCAUUCAGAAAAAAGAGACUGGAAAUUAAUUUAGCAGUCCCAUUGAUUCUAACACUUGAUGGAGAGAGAAUUGAAGCAACUGGUAUCGUAUAUGCUGGUUCUAAGGCUACAGGUCCACCAGUUUUCCGUUUUGGUCAAACUCCACUCAGCGAAAAUCCUGAAGUCAAACUACUGCUAGAAAAGAAGAAGAAGGUUGAAGAGUAUAAGAAAGUACUCAGAGAAACAAUUGCUUUCGAGAAGGGAGAAUAUGCCCAAACUGAACAGCAAAAGGAAGAAACUAUUGAAAAACACAAGAGCGAAAUUGAAGAAAUUCAGGGUGAAUUGGAAAAUAUUGAUGAGGAAUUGAGAAAUUUAAAACAAGGUCUCUCUAAUAAGAAGGGUUCCCCAAAGAAAAAGAAGACCUCAAAAAAGAAGAAGACAGACCGUUCACCAACCCCUAGCUCACCAGUUCUUUUCUCUCAAAAAUCUCAAAAGAAAGAAAUAGACGAAGAUGAUAUUGAAGAGUGCUCUGAGGAAGAACAUGAUGAUAUUGAAGAAUACUCUGAGGAAGAACCAGAGGAAGAGGAACCUAAAUCAAAGAAGAGAAAGAAUGCCAAGAAGACUGGAAAGUCAAAGAAAGCCAAAAAGAAGUAA
Naegleria gruberi is the source of this 6819-nucleotide messenger RNA. RefSeq lists its product as uncharacterized. Gene Ontology annotation, biological process: chromosome organization; double-strand break repair. Gene Ontology annotation, cellular component: chromosome. The record is from RefSeq and is a predicted model, not a curated record. Lineage: Eukaryota; Heterolobosea; Eutetramitea; Acrasida; Naegleriidae. Gene Ontology annotation, molecular function: protein binding; ATP binding. Bases 1 to 6819 code for a protein of 2272 amino acids. The transcript has a single exon.